This is a messenger RNA of Echinops telfairi (small Madagascar hedgehog), 3136 nucleotides long. RefSeq names its product tetratricopeptide repeat domain 34 (gene TTC34). The record is from RefSeq and is a predicted model, not a curated record. Gene Ontology annotation, molecular function: protein binding. Lineage: Eukaryota; Metazoa; Chordata; Mammalia; Afrosoricida; Tenrecidae. The transcript has 7 exons.
AUGAUGUCGGCCCAAAAACUUGUGACCUGCCUCUGCCGGGAGGGCGACAAGCACCUGGCCCUGGGACAGCCCCCGCUGGCCACUGCCUUCUACCUGGCCGCCUUCAGCUGCCACGCCCCCUCAGCCGUGCGGAGUGUGCGUGCGGCCCUGGCUGAGGCUCGGGGGGCAGCGGUGGUGGCCACCCUGGAGGCCUGGUGCCGGGGGGAGAGCCAGAUCCCAGCCAUCCACUGGGACGGCAUGGCAGUGGUCUCCCUGACGGGGACCCUCGCCUCUGCCUUCCUGGCUGCUCUGUGCCCCGACCACCCAGCCUCGGUCCUGUACACACUGGCCGGCCUGCUGGCCCAUGGGCACCACAGGGAGGCUGCCCAACGCUGCAAUGCCCUGCUUGCCACCCACUCGCAGCAAGCCCUGGAACUGCAGCUAACCCGAGCGCUGGCCUGGGUGCUGUCCCGGGAGCAGGUGGCCGAUGGCGUGGCCGACUACCUGCGGGCCUUUGGGGAGAAGCCUGAGCAGACAGCAGCAUUCAUCCAUGCCCACCAAAAGCCCUACCUCCCCCUGCUGGUCAGCACCCUGGAGGACCACAUCUCAGGCCACCCACAGGAGACCAACUGCCAACGACUCAUCGCCGCCCUGGGGCCUGGGGGUGCCCGGAGCCACACCCUCCCACCUGACACUCUGCUCCAAGAGGGCAGGUACAAGGACUGCCUAGCAGCAUGCAGCCGGGCCCUGGAGCCAGACGCAGCAGGCAGCCAGCCCCCAGGAGAGCGCCUGGCUGCCCUGCUGGUCACCCGUGCAGCAGCCGCCUUCUUCCUGGAUGGCUGGGCCCAGGACGUGCUGAGGGACCUGCAGGCGGCCUUUCGCAAGAGCCCGGCAGCGGCGCGGAGACACUUCCAGGCGCUGCUCUCGGCAGAGGACCGCGAGCGCGUCCGGGCCCGAGUGCAAGAGGCUGCAGACCUGGGCUUCGCCCGGUUCCGGGAGGCCGUGCGCAGCCGCCCCGAGCUACGUGAGGACACGGGCCGCGAGCUGCUGGCCCCGGUGACCGGCGCGCUGCGCUUCCUGCUGCGCGUGGCACCGCCCGGGGCGCGGGCGACUCUGGGCGUCCGCUUGGCAGAGUGUCUGCUACUGGCCGGGGACACGGCGGGCGCGCGGACGCUGUGCGAGCGCCUGCUGCGGCCAGGCGACCAUCAGGAUGGCCCGCCCGGCCCUAGCGCCGCCGUGCCCCGUGCGCCCCUGCUAGCGCUGCGCGGCUUCUGCGCGCUGCACGCGGGCGACUCGCGGCGCGCCCGGGAGGACUUCCAGGCGGUGGUGGAGCUGGGCGCCCCGCACCCCAGCGGCUGCGUCCGCGCGCUGUGCGGCCGCGGGCUCCUGCGCGUGCUGGAUGGCAGCCCCUUCCUGGGCGCGCUGGACUAUGUCACCGCCUGCCAGUUACGGCCGGAGGAGGCCCUGCUCGCUGCCAAGGCCUACGUGCCCUGGAACCAGCGAGGCCUACUGCUGACGGUGUUGCGCGAGGAGGGUCGCCGGAUGCUGCAACGAAGGCCCGAGGCCAGUCCUGCAGGUGCAGCUGGCAGCCGGAAGAACCUGGUGAAGAAGGUGGUCCGGUCCGGUGACACCGCCUGCCUCCAGCCCACCCUGGACGUCUUCCACGACAGUGACCGGCAGCUGCUUCGGAGCCACUGCCACACCCGGGCUACGGCCAUCCUGAGGGCGCGACCAGGCGGGGACGGUGGGGCCCAAGCCAGGGAGGCCAUCGCCUACCUCUCUCUGGCCAUCUUCGCUGCAGGGGGUCAAGCCAGCGAGUCCCUCCUCGCCCGUGCCCGCUGCUACGGCUUCCUGGGCCAGAAGAAGACGGCCAUGUUUGACUUCAACGCCACCCUGCGGGCCGAGCCAGGGAACGUGCAGGCGCUGUGUGGGCGGGCACUGGUGCACCUGGCCCUGGGCCACCAGAAGGAGGCUGUGGAUGACAUCACCUCUGCCCUGAAGUUAAACCCAGGCACUGUGGUCCCUGAAAUCCGCUCGUUGAAGCCAGAAGCCCAGGCCCUCAUCACUCAGGGCCUUUACGCCCGCUGCCGGGCUCUCCUCAGCCAGCCGCUGGACACCGGGACGCCCCUCAACGACGAGGACAUACGGGGCCUCGUUGCCACCGGAGAGGCCCUGGUCAAACUCAACCCCCGGCAGCCAGCCUGGCACCUCCUGCUCACCGAUGCGCUCCUGUCUGCAGGUAAGGAGCCGCAGCUCAGGAUGGGAGCCCGGCGUCUGCCUGGGAGCCAUUCUUCCGAGCAUCGGAUUGGUCUGUGGGGGUUGCAGGAAGGUGGGGCGAGGGGGGCGCGGGUCUCUGCGCGUACCAUCCCCAACCCCUCCAGAGAAAGCUGGCAGCCUCUUUGCAUAUAAGCGACUGAAAUGGCGGGGCUCAGGCCUUUGGGGGCUGCGGCACUUAGGCGGGCUUCCCUUCCUAUCCAGGCCGCCGCCCAAGAAGCGCGCACCUUCAUGAACGCAGGACUCCCGGGUCAGGCGCUGGGCUUCUGCUCGCUGGCCGUCCUUGCGGAUGGAGACAGCGCGCACAACCGGCGCGCCCGAGCAGCCUGCCUCGCGGAGCUGGGGGAGUUUGGCCGCGCUCUCGGAGACCUGGACCACGUGCUGCAGACGGGAGUAGAGCCUGAGGACGUUGCGACGCAGACGGAGGACUUCUGCACCCGGGGCCGUCUGCUGCUGAGCCUGGGGGACGAGGUGGGGGCUGCAGGGGCCUUCGCCCGGGCGCUCCAGCUGGCGCCCUCCCUGGCUCUGAGCAGCCUGCUGGAGCGGCCGGGCAGAGCCCCCACCGCCCGAGUAUUUCUGCUCCACGGCCAGCGCUGCCUGGAGGCCCAGCGCCACCCAGAGGCCUGGGCAGCGGCUGAGAGCGGCCUGCUUGUGGACCCGGAGCACGGUGGCCUGAAGAAGCUGAAGGCCAGGGUUCACAGGGAGGCGUCCUCCGGCUGCCUUCUCCACUGACCCCUCCCCAGCCAGUCCCGGACCACCCUGCCCUUUCCACCAGAUGUCUCGUCCCUGAGUGUACCGGCCACCCUGAACCAAGUGGGCAGUGGGCGCUAGACAAACGGACUCCCACCUUUCUGCCUUGGAAGUUGUUGCCAGUCUGGGUAGA